Schistocerca gregaria is the source of this 1012-nucleotide messenger RNA. Its product is annotated as tol-Pal system protein TolA-like. The coding region runs from base 66 to 911 and encodes 281 amino acids. Lineage: Eukaryota; Metazoa; Arthropoda; Insecta; Orthoptera; Acrididae. The record is from RefSeq and is a predicted model, not a curated record. The transcript has 5 exons.
CAUCACUCGCCGUAGCUCUCCGGGCAAAGGAAGCCGCUCUUGAUUGCAGUUCACGCCGAAGCAAAAUGGCCGCCAGGAUAGUACUUCUUCUGGCCCUUGUCAGUGUCGUCUUGUCUAGACCAGCGGACGAUGCGGGAGCAUUUGAGCCAACGGUGAGAAAGGACGACAUGGACGCGGAGGGCGCAGAGUCCCGCAGCUACGGCAGCCACAGCUACGGGCACGGCUACGGAUCUGGCCACGGGCACGGACACGGACACAGCGUGGGUGCAGGCCUGGUGAGCAUCGCGCAGGGAGCCGUGGAUGCUGCGCACAGGGCAGUGGCCGGCCAGCACACGGCGGGUGGACAGGCUGCCUUCCAGGCCAAGGAGAGCCUGGCUCAGAACGCCGCCGCCGCAGCAGCCACGGCGCAGGCUGCGCUCGCCGGAAAGCAGGCAAUCGUCUCGAACCUGGAGCGCGCAGCACGAGAUGCGCACGCGCAGCUGGAGUCUGAGCUGCAGCAGCUGGCUCAGGCACAGCGCGCGGCGACGACGGCCCAACAGGCGUCGGCACAGGCGCAGCAGGAGGUGCGCGCAGCGUCCGCAGCUGUGAAUGCGGCGCAGCUGUCGGCAGACCAGGCGGCGCGCGCUGCUCAGGAGGCGCAGGCCGAGCUGGCUUCGCAGAGCGGCAUGGUGGCAGCUGCGCGCACGCGCCUCUCGCAGGCACAGGCGCAGCUGGACGACGCUCGUGCAGACCUGGCUGCCACGCAGCGCGCCGCCGUGCGCGCUGCCGCAGCGGCGCAGACUGCUCAGACCAACGCGCACCGCCACGGAUAUCACGGAUAUGGGCACGGAGACGGACACGCUGCCCACGACGGCGGCCACGGUGCCGGUUUCGGCUUCGAUGAAGGCUUCAAGAGCGGCUUCCACUAUUAACCAUCCCUUCUAAUCAGUACUUAAAGUGCUGUCCUUAACUCUCAAUAUACUCAAUGUUGUUUCUGUAUUUUUACUUUCGUAAAUAAAUAAGAUACAAAGUA